AUGUCUUCCAAAUCCCUUGCGACGCCAAGCGCUGAGGAAGCUAUGUAUUUUGCCAGUGAGCCUGAGCCCCUUACAACACCGAGCGAUGGGGAAGCUAUGUCUUCUGAAUUUGACUCCCUUGCCACGUCGAUGGUUGUGGAAGCUAUGAGCCCUGAUUCUGAAGCCCCUGCGAUGCCGGGCACUGAGGGAGCUCAGCCCCCAACCCAAUCCCAAAAACCAACUCCGAAGCAAGAAUUUGUGGGCCACGAGGACUAUGUUUGGGCUUUUGUCUUCUUGCACGAUAACAUCCACAUCGUGAGUGGUUCGUGGGACGGCACGAUGCGCAAGUGGGACUGUGACACUGGACUGCUUGUCGGGGAACCAUGGACAGGCAAGGGGGGUUGCAUACAUGCACUGGCACUUUCACCGGAUGGAAAGACAAUUGCAUGUGGGAGGAUGGACGGAAGCAUUCAGCGGUGGGAUAGCAACAAUGGAAAGAUGAUUGAAGGCGUUUGGACGGGUCAUAGCCGGGAAGUAAGGUCACUGUCAUGGUCACCCAGCGGAGACUAUAUUGCAAGCGGGUCCAGAGAUGGGACAAUCCUAAUCCGAAAACAAGACAGCGGAGAAACCGAGGUGGGCCCCAUCAAGACGGGGCAGCAGUGGGUGAAUGUUCUUGUGUAUUCACCUUCAGGCGACAGAAUCGCAUCAGGCGGGUUGAACGAGACGAUUUGCAUUUGGAAUACGAAAACGGGCGAGCUCGUCGUCGGCCCCAUCGAGGAACUGUGGGCUAGUGUGACGUCGUUGUUGUGGUCGUCGGAUAGCAAAAAAGUAUACGCCGCCUCAGACAAGUUUGUGCGUGUUUUCGACAGUGACUCGGGCAUCGAACUUCAUCGCUUUGAGCACAACGAUUUGGUGAAUUCUAUCGCGCUUUCACCCAAACACAAUGUACUAGCCUGCGUGGGCCAGCCAGGUGUUGCACAACUAUGGGACACAGUGUCCCAUGAACCAUUGCUCCGCCAGCCAUUCAUUGACCGCCGAACUCUUCGCUGUAUAUCAUUCUCUCGAGAUGGGAGAUACCUAGCAAAUAGUGGACUUGGUAAGAAACUCACCCUGUGGAUGGUAAAAGAUUUAGUUCCUGAGCUUGCAGAAACUCGACUCCAGUCACCAACACCAUCUUGCCUUGACGUUGAUGCUAUCACAAAGCCUCAAUCAGGGGAUUAUGGGUUCACUGACGGGGAGCGAGAUGAUCUACAAAAGGACUUCUUUCCGCCCUAUUAUCCUUUGUCACCAUCUGCAGGUCCCUCUCGUCGUUCCCAGCAUCAUAACCCAUCCCCCACUUGGCGCUUCUGGAAUAUCACCAUCCCUUCCCGUCGCUACUCGUCGGAAAAUGAAUCCACCCCGCUGCAACAACGCCCCAAGCAAAGUCUUUUCGCGCAGCCCACUGGCCCGCAGCCCGUAACGGUCUCAGCCGGAAGAAAAAAGAAUAGGAUCUAUGUAGCGCGUCCCCCUGUGAAGACUAACGCUCAGACUGGUCAGUCAUCCUCAACGACAGCUCAGCCUGCGGUGCCGCCAGUUUCGAGGCCACCGCCUCAGAGUCAGAGUCAGGUACAGACGACAACACAACAACCUGCAGCGGAAGACUAUGGUUGUUGGGGCAAUUUUUGCCUCGCACUCGGGUGCAUCCGCCGCACUCGUCGCGUUGUCCCCACUGCUCAGUCUGCUGCCUAG
Messenger RNA from Suillus subalutaceus, 1707 nucleotides. RefSeq names its product WD40-repeat-containing domain protein. Bases 1 to 1707 code for a protein of 568 amino acids. Lineage: Eukaryota; Fungi; Basidiomycota; Agaricomycetes; Boletales; Suillaceae. Gene Ontology annotation, molecular function: protein binding. The record is from RefSeq and is a predicted model, not a curated record. The transcript has 5 exons.